Durio zibethinus is the source of this 1384-nucleotide messenger RNA. The record is from RefSeq and is a predicted model, not a curated record. Lineage: Eukaryota; Viridiplantae; Streptophyta; Magnoliopsida; Malvales; Malvaceae.
AUGGGUGAUUGGGUGUUGUGGCCCUCGAUUAAUGUCUCAUUGUUUCCUACACAAUCAUUCACUACUUCUCAGUUCACUAGUCAGAAGUCCCGAUCCUGGCGAGAGAGAGAGAGAGCAAUGUUAUGCAAGAGAAAGAGAAGCGCAGAGAAGGGAAACGGAGGAAGGUACGAGAAGUUGAGAGAGCAGAAGAUCAAAGAGAACAAGCAGAGGAUGCAGAACCUUGGCGUUGAAGACAUUGGCUCCAGUCAGAUAUGUAACAAAAACCCCAAACGCAAGCCUUUUGACAACGAUGAAAUUGAGAUUCACUUAGAAGAAGGUUGGAAACCGGAGAUAUAUACCCAUGAACACGAAAUUCUAUUCGGUGAUUGUGAAACGAGUUUGAAUCUGCUUGUAGAUGGGUUUGGAAGUGAUGGGAAACGCAUAUUUGAUCCUCUUGGUCUCCAUACACAUUGCAGCCAAUGCAAGUUGGUCCAAGGCCAACUCUCUGGAGAUUGCUUAUAUACAAGGUAUGGGGAGAAUGUGAUUGAAGUAAACCAAAAUCCCAACUGGAUUUGUCCUGUUUGUCGUCGAAUUUGCAGCUGCAGUCUUUGCUGCCAGCAAAAAGGGUGGAGACCACCUGGUUCUAUCUACAGAAAGGUUAAUAGGCUGGGUUUUAAGUCUGUUGCCCAUUACCUCAUCCAGACUUAUUGUGGUCAAGUGAAUAUGGAAAGUUUGGUUUCUGCAGAGCUCUUAACAGAUGCAGGAUCACCACAUUCUUUGCUGAAUGAAGCUAUAGAUAUUGAUGAGCACACUGAUGGAUCCCCAAGGCCUUUAGGUGAGGAAUGUGAAGAUGGCAAGCAAGAGGAGGUAAAGGAACUGCAUUGCUUAGAUAGCAAUAAUGAUAAUGAUGGUGCUGAUACCGAUGGCAAGUUAAAAUAAAAGGAAGCAUGAUGAACAUAGAAUUUUAAUGAAGCUAAAGUAUGAAUAGGCUACAAAGAUCAGGGGACUUCUUUCUUUCAAGAGUAGUGGUUCCUUUUGCGAGCAAGGGUUAUAAUUUUCUGCAGAUGUAUACAGGGGCAAGAAGUAAAUUAUAGCUUUUGGAAGGUUGGUCCAUUUUGCUGAGAGAGAAAAAAAAAGGUCUUUAUGCAUGCCUUGAUGUAACCAAAGUCUUUUGGGUACAAAGUAAUGGCCACAGUAUUACAGGUUUUGAGUCCCAAAGAUUGUUAGCAUGAUUUCCAAUUUCUGUUAGAUGGUAUAAUCAUAUGAUUGUGUGGAACCUGUAAAAUCCUGAACUUUCAAGCUUAAGCAGUAUCUUCAUCAUCUUUAGAUAGUUGUUGGCCUAGCAAAAUGGUGGACAUCGUCAUACAUGAUCUGCUGUUGAUUGAACCAGCAAACAGGCUUAGAA